This is a messenger RNA of Neoarius graeffei (lesser salmon catfish), 896 nucleotides long. Its product is annotated as claudin-4-like. NCBI's taxonomy places the organism in Eukaryota, Metazoa, Chordata, Actinopteri, Siluriformes, Ariidae. Gene Ontology annotation, cellular component: plasma membrane; bicellular tight junction. The transcript is spliced from 2 exons. The record is from RefSeq and is a predicted model, not a curated record. Gene Ontology annotation, molecular function: structural molecule activity. The coding region runs from base 95 to 727 and encodes 210 amino acids. Gene Ontology annotation, biological process: bicellular tight junction assembly; cell adhesion.
UAAAGCAUAUUGGACCGUUAAGAUAUAUAGACUCUGUGGUUGGGGUUUCAGAAAAACUUGCACCCAUCAGGACAUCUGAAUAAAAGGCCUCCAUAUGGCUCUGCAGGUGCUGGGCAUCACACUAUCUAUGAUCGGCCUGGCAGGCACCAUCAUCAUCUGCGCCCUGCCAAUGUGGAAGGUGACGGCGUUUGUGGGCACCAAUAUUGUGGUGGCACAGGUCUUCUGGGAGGGCCUGUGGAUGACCUGCGUAUACGAGCGCACAGGCCAGAUGCAGUGCAAGCUGUACGACGCUCUGCUAGACCUCGACCCAACACUGCAGGCCUCGCGUGGCCUUGUGGUCACCACUAUGGCACUUGCAUGUCUCGGAUUCCUCAUCUUCCUGCUGGGAGCUGAGUGCACCAACUGUCUCAGCAAUCCGCAGGCCAAAGCGAGGAUCGUGGUAGCAUCUGGGAUCACAUUCAUGCUCUCGGGGAUUUGCACCGCAAUUCCUGUUUCCUGGAUAGCUGAUAACAUUAUCAGGGACUUCCAUAACCCUGUAGUGCAUGAGGCGCUGAAGAGAGAGAUGGGUGCUGCCAUAUAUGUGGGCUGGGUGACGGCAGGAUUCUUGCUUGUUGGAGGAGCAAUUCUCUGCACCAGCUGUCCACCAGAGAGGGUCAAGCACUUCUCCAGGUAUACGGCAACAAAGUCAGGCACCCAAAGCAGCUACGCAUUUAAGAACUAUGUGUGAGUUUAAGACAUGACAAGUUCAUCACUGAGGUGGAAUAACCAAAAUGAACAUGUCAGCAUGUUACAAAAGGACAUUUUCACAUGUUGCCAGAUGUUACACGAAAAGAAUUGCCCUAAUCUAAAAAGCAUUUGCUUGGUGUCAUGUACAGUAAUCACUAUAGCUGCAAUCU